UUACAGCCUCUAUUCGCGAUAAGCAGCCUCUAAAAGAAAACCGAGCAACGGUCCCACUGGAGGGAGACUUUUCUUUUUUUCUUUUCCCUUUCUUUUUUUUUUUUGGAGAAGACUGUAUACUCAUACUGUACUGCACUGAGGAACCACAAACACCCUCCAUAUCUAUUCAAGCGCAGCUGGAGUGACAUUUUGGCAGGUUCAUUCGCUCUCGGCUCUCUUGCUUUCACUUCUUAAAGUUUGAGACAGUGAGGGAAAAGAUGAUUUUUCAGUACGGAUAUUAAAGGCAGUAGGACUUAAGAAAGCAGGACGAUUGAGGGCACCACUAAAGUGUACAUUUCAUUCAUACGUUGUUUUAUUUUACCCCCAUUUCCAUGGCGACGGCACGGUCAUCGAUAAGCGCUCUGUACUAAGUACGCGAGGGAUUUUGUUGUCUACCUGGGGAGGAAAUCUGGAUUAACAGAUGAACUGUAAUGGCUAACUAACGCGUUUCUCUUUUUGGACUACUGUGAACGGAUUUCCAGUCCGAGAACUCCGCAGAUGAAGAUGGUUGUGUGUGGAUGCUGCGCGGCGUCCUGGAGGAGGUGUGUGGUGAUGAGUCUCAGACUGCUGUUCCUUCUCCCCGCAGGUCUGCCUGUCCGCAGUCAGGGAGAAUCCCAAUCCGAUAACAAACAGAUGGACAAUAUCACCAUCAGACAAGGAGAGACGCUCUUCCUCAGUUGCUCACAAGGGGACUUCGUGACACACACAGCGUGGCUGAACAGAUCAAGUAUACUGUACGCCGGAGAGGACAAGUGGUCCGUGGACCCCCGGGUGAAUUUGGUUACUCUGAACCAGGAUGAGUUCACCAUUAAAAUUGAGGAUGUGGACUUGACAGACGAGGGCCAAUACAUCUGCGCGGUGCAGACUAGCAGCAGACCCCGAACCACAUCCGUGCACAUCAUCGUUCAAGUUCCUCCAAAGAUUGUGAACCUGUCAAAGGACCUUGUGGUGAAUGAAGGCUCCAACGUGACUUUAAUGUGCCUGGCUAAUGGAAAACCAGAGCCUGCCAUCACCUGGAGGAUGCUAUCACCUUCAGAUGACAGCCUAAGCUCAGACAGUGAGGUUCUGGAGAUACCUUUCAUCAGCAGAUACAGAGCAGGAGUGUAUGAAUGCACCGCAUCCAACGACAUCGCAGUGGACACACAGACUGUUGAGCUCACAGUCAACUACCCUCCCAGUGUUUCAGAUGGCAGAGAUGUUGGUGUGACCCUGGGUCAGAGAGGUGUCCUGCAGUGUGAGGCAGAUGCUGUACCCGAGGCAGAUUUUGAGUGGUACAGAGAUGACAGGAGGAUCUUCAAUGGCUUUGAUGGCAUUGAGAUCGAGGAUUCCGGAGCUCUUUCAAAGCUGACUUUCUACAACGUGUCCGAGGCAGACUAUGGCAAUUACACCUGCGUCGCUAUCAACAAACUUGGGAGUGCUAACACAAGCAUCAUCCUAUACGAAAUAAUUGAACCCACUAGUUCGACACUAUUGCAAGUGGAGACGGCUUCAGUUUUACAAAUGACUUCGUCUGAUUUAAAGCAAACAGCCUUUGAAAAUGAUUUGUUGGAAGGACCCGGAGCAGUUCAGGAUGGCAACAGCGGCACGUCGACGGUCUUUACGCCCACCUGUCUACUUCUCAUCGUACUUCUACAACUCUUCCUCAAGUUUUGAUGCCGAAGAUGAUUUCACUGGAUACAAAUCAGAGUUUGUGUGACAUCGCUCUCAUCUUGAAGUCACAGAUCGUGCAUGGGUUACCGAAAAUGCCCAAAAAUGUGCAUGGGGUACCCAAGUACUUCCUUUUAAUAAAGUAAUCAUCCAUUUCUUUUUGUUUAUAAUAGAGUUUAAUAAUGUAACUUCUCUUACAUUGCUAAUUGUCGCGCUCUUUUGCCCCGCUGAAUACAGGUUUGUAUUCACUAAAAGCAAAUGACAGAGAGGCAUGUUUAAUUUUAACUAUUUAAUUUAAUUUAUUUUUUUGCGACUGUCAUUUUGAUUUAACUCUGUAACCCUUACGAAUUCAUAUAGAACACGGUGUGAUUGGGGAGUUAUUCAUUUAAGUCAAAGGCAUGCGAUAAGGAAGGGCAUAUGUCUUUUUUUUUCUUUUUUUUUGGAUUGUUGCUCUAUUUUUACUGUGUCAUAACUGUACAGCCAAUCAAAAUAAGCAGCAAAAAAGACACAAACAGGUUUUAGCUGAGUAAUAUUCACAUUAUGCUUUUUUGAGCACCAUUUAAAACACAUAAAACAAUGCGGUACAUAUCAGUAAUGUUUUGAUGAACAGAACGGCACAGUUGGACUAUGCAGAACCAUAUAAAAGCUCUAUAUAAAAUGAUUUAUUUACACCGCCAAGUAAUAAAUGACGAAAUAAUUUGGGAUAACAAUGUAUUAAUCAAAGAUGACAAAAUGUGACAUUUGGAGCUUUGAUCCCAUUCGAAAGCCCAAAGAGCAAUCUUCUAAUACCUGCUGAGUUUUAUUUUUGUUACACCGUAGUUUUUCAUAUGGUUUUUUUGUUGAAUUCUGUCCAGAGUUAUACAAACCAAACCGGGCGUUUAAAUAUUAUUUAAACACGUCAUUCCUGCUAACAUCUCUGUAUGUAUAUGCAUAUAUAUAACUUGUACAAAGGGAAAAUAUGCACACUUGUUUUUACUAAAAUUGUGAACCUGUUUAAUACAAUGCAACGUUUUCUAUUUUUUGUUAUUCCCUUUCUCUGAAGCUGUGUAAUUUAUUUCUCAAAUGGUAUUAUGGUACAUACCAGCUCAUUGCAGUUACUCAUUGUAAAAUCUGAUGUUUAAAUAUUGUGCUUUCGGAAAAAGCAGAUGAGACUCAUUUGCCCGUCAUCAUCACAUCAUGAGCAGAUGUCCUGUUAUCCUCUGUAUUCUGGAAAAAAAAAAAAAAAGUGAGAUUUGAUUUGAAGUUGAGUCAGUCGCAAUAUUAAGGUGUUGGUUGACCUCAAAUCCGCAUUACAAUUUUCCUCAUUUUGUUGCGGUAUUUGAUAGGAUGUAUGCCUAAUGUUUUCCUUUUUUUCAUUUGAAGGAAUAGUUCUGGCAAAGAUUAAAACUCUCUUCAUUUAUUCAUCCUCAUGCUUUUCCAAA
Labeo rohita (rohu) is the source of this 3107-nucleotide messenger RNA. It is a transcript of the gene ntm, whose product is annotated as neurotrimin. The transcript is spliced from 9 exons. The record is from RefSeq and is a predicted model, not a curated record. Gene Ontology annotation, biological process: cell-cell adhesion. Gene Ontology annotation, cellular component: cell-cell junction; neuron projection. NCBI's taxonomy places the organism in Eukaryota, Metazoa, Chordata, Actinopteri, Cypriniformes, Cyprinidae. Gene Ontology annotation, molecular function: cell adhesion molecule binding. Bases 538 to 1692 code for a protein of 384 amino acids.